AUGAAAGAUAAAAAACCUAAAUUUUCAUCAUCAUCUGGUUCUUCUAAAAAGGGUGGAUCUGGUAAGGAUUCUCAAGAUUCUAAGCAGAAAUCCCAAAAUUCUCCAUCAGAUAAUGCCCCUGCUACAGGUUCCAAAGGUAAAGGGGGAAGACCACAACGUCCUCCGAUGAACCCGGAGGCACGAAGAGCAGUUACAAAUUCUGUUUCUUGGACUGGAAAACUCCCCGCUACUCUUUUAUUUGAGCACUGCCAAAAACAAAAAUGGGAAAAAGUUCAAUUUGAUAUGAGAUCGGAUAGUAAAGGGUUCACUGGAAUUGCCAUCUUAGCUUGUAAAAACCCUAAAACUGGAUUGAUUGAAACUCUCAGAUUUGUUCCUCCAAAUGAUAUUAUUACACCACAAGCUACUUCUUUAGAGGCAAGACAUCUUGCAUCAACCUAUGCACUCCACCGUAUUGCUUCACACCGUAAUUUAAAACCUAUGCUUCCACCAGAUCAUAGGGAUAUUUGGGUCAAGCUAGAUGAUUUAAAAAAAGAGCAUUUGGCUUCUUCUGCAGCUUUGACUAAGUCAACAGGAAGUAACAAGUCAGGGGAUAAAUCUCAACAGAUAAAUGCCAAAGGCAUAUUAGAGGACAAAACGUAUCUAUAUGCUCAAGACCCAUUUUUGGCUGAUCGAGAACGUAAAGCUAAUAUUGAAAAGUUAAAACAACACCAGUCAAGUGAUGAGCAUAAGAAGAAAAUGGAAAUGAAAAAAAUCAUGAAUUCAGUUAAAACAGCGCUAUCCACUGAACAGUCUAGUAACAAUUCACCUAGUGGAUCUGGGACCAGCACUCCCGAUAUAAAUAAAAUUAAAUCGAUUCAAGAUACCUCUGAAUCUGUUGAUACUUCACAUGAGUCCUCUAUGACUUCUAUGGAGCCAAAGAAAAAACGUCCGCGAUUUGAUAAAUGGUUAUACAUGUCUAAGGAAGCAAGAGUUCAGGCAGAGUAUAUCAUUAAAAAAUUUCACGGUUUUGCUUCAUCGUCUGUAAGCAUUGACAAUAAAACAUAUUGGGACAACCCAAAUAAUUCUGCUGUUUAUAAAGCUGUUACGUCUGCUCUUGUUCAAAUUGGAUUUCCUCAAUACCAGGCUGAAGAAGCAUUAGAACAUUGCACUUCCCUUGCGGAAGCAAUUGAAUGGCUUUUAAUACAUGUUCCAGAAGAUGAUCUUCCUCCUAUGUUUGCUUCAACUACAGAAAACAUGGACAAAAGAUCAACGACAACAAUUGUUAACACAGACCUGAAGUUUCAAUACUCAUUAAGAGAUAUUCGGGCACACGGCGGUUAUUCAGAAGAUCUUAUAAUUGAAGAACUCCAAAAGGUUCAAGGCGACAAACGAAAAGCAAUUGUACAAUUGACUAAAAAGUUAGCACUUCCUGAAUCUGAUAUGAAUAGUAUCGUUAAGAUUGAUGAAGCAGAUACAAUUGAAACUUGGAAAGAGGAAAUGUUCAGUUUAGCGUCUAUAUACACUGAGGAAGAAUUUGUGGAGAAUACUGAGCAACUUUCUUGUACAUUUAAAUUCGAGAUACCAGUCAAAUUUAAACCUGAAUAUUUUGACGAUCUUUUGCCAGAGAUGAAAAACAAAAGAAAAAAGAAAUCAGACAAUACCAUGGUGAAUUAUAAAGUUGAAUUGACAUUAUGGAUGCCAAGUCUAUAUCCUAAUGAGAUACCUGGAAUUACAAUUAAUGUCAUCCCUUCAUUUGAUGAGGCAAACAACUUUCUUCGAAAAUUUAAUCUUUUGGAUUUAAUUAAAAGAACCGGAGAUUACGCAUAUAAAAAUACUUUAGGAGAAUUUAUGGUUCUUUCUAUUGUAGAAUGGUUCAAAGAUAAUUUUGCGGAAAUAUUACUAAAUCCCAGUAAACUUGUUCAACUAGCACAAGGUAUUACUGGUGUCCAAGAGAAUGAAAUUAAACUUGAAAAAUCUAAAAAUCUUAAAAAACAUAAGGGAAGCACUGAGUUGACACCUGAUAAAGCUUCUCUUGAUGUUAUUAGCAGUACUCUUCAACAACAUUCAGAAAAACUUCAUUCUUUAUCUAAAUUUCCUAAUUUAAAUGAAAUGAUAAAAUCUCGGGAACAGCUUCCUGCUUGGAAAAAAAAGGAGGAGAUUAUUAAUAUCAUUAAUAAACACCAAGUUGUUUUGAUUACUGGUGAAACUGGCUCUGGUAAAUCAACACAGGUGGCUCAGUUUAUUUUAGAUGCUGUUGCUGAAAAAAUCAAGGAAUCAACCUUAAAAAGUCCUUUAAAUAUUAUUUGUACUCAACCACGUCGUAUUUCUGCCAUGGGGCUUGCUCAGCGUGUUGCAGAUGAGCGCGAUAGCCCGGUUGGAGAACAGGUUGGUUAUGUUAUUCGAGGUGAAUCUAAAACUAGCUCUAAAACUCUUCUUCGAUUUGUCACAACUGGUGUUUUGUUACGAAUGAUCCAAUCUUCAGGUAGUUCUUUGCAGCCUUUGCAGAAUAUCAGUCAUAUUAUCGUCGACGAGGUGCAUGAACGCUCUUUAGAUAGUGAUUUUUUGCUGAUCUUAUUGAAGCGUAUAAUAUCGGCUCGAAAAGAUUUAAAAAUCAUUCUUAUGAGUGCCACAGUUGAUCCCCAACUUUUCAUCAACUAUUUUGGAGGAAAGAAUAAAGUUGGUUAUACUCAUAUUGAAGGCAGAACUUUUCCUGUUCAAGACUAUUAUCUAGACAAGAUUUUAGAAAUUACAGACUUUACUCCACCUGGGCUUAUUUUCAAGUCAGGUAAGAAAAAAUUCCAAAAUGAUGAAUAUUAUGACGAUUAUGAUGAUGAUGAUAACAGUGGAAUAGUUACCAGUACCACUGUCAGCCAAAAGAUCAUUGCUAUGGCUAAGCAAGGAAUUCAGUAUGAUCUCAUAGCUACUCUUGUAUCCUAUAUCGAUCGUCAGCUUGGAGAGAAGGAUGGCUCCAUUCUAGUUUUCAUGCCAGGUACAGCAGAAAUUACAAGAUGUAUUAACACUAUAUCUUCUUCUUCUUCCAGAUUUUAUGCUUUACCACUCCAUGCUUCUCUCGCCCCUGCUGAACAACGAAAAGUGUUUCCCAAGCCACCAAAGGGCUUUCGUAAAGUGGUUGUCAGUACUAAUGUAGCUGAAACCUCAAUUACUAUACCAGAUAUUGUUGCUGUUAUUGAUACUGGCCGUGUGAAAGAAACAAAGUAUGAUGUUGUCAGUAACGUUAUGAGACUUGUUGAUUCUUGGACUUCCAAGGCCGCAGCCACACAACGACGUGGUCGUGCAGGUCGUGUUCGACAGGGUGAUUGCUAUAAACUUUUUACAAAAUCAGUUGAAGAGCGAGACAUGCCUGAUAGACCCCUUCCUGAAAUUUUGCGUGUACCGUUGGAACAACUAUACCUCAAUGUAAAAGCUAUGGGUGUAAACCAUACAUCUAAAUUUCUUAAUGAAGCGCUUGAUCCUCCUCAUUUUGUGGCUAUUGAUCGUGCCAGAAAUACUUUAAUUCAACUUGGUGCUCUGGAGAUUAUUAAUAAAAAUUCUGGUGAAGAGUCACUUACACCAUUAGGGAAUCAUAUGUCUAUGAUUCCAGCUGAUUUGAAAUGUGCCAAGCUUCUGGUAUUAUCAGCCAUGUUUGGGUGCAUUAAUACCGGUUUGAUUGUAGCAUCCAUUAUGUCUUUGCGUUCACCAUUCAUUUCUGUCAAUGUGGAAAAACGUGACGAACUACGGAACGUUAUUGUCAAAUUCUCUGGGCCCGGUGCUACUCGCAAAACUGGAGGUGUUGGAGAUUUACUUACGCAGGCAAAAGCAUAUUAUGAUUGGGAACAAAUGCGACAAGAUCCACACGUCAGUCCUUCUCAGCUCCGAAAAUGGUGCAAAGAAAAUUUUCUUUCGUAUCAAGGUUUACAGGACAUUUUUUCAGCCAAAAAGCAAUUCAUUUCAAGUCUGCAAGAAAUUGGUUUUAUUCCUGCUGGUUCUCUUCAGAAAAUUCCGGAAUAUUAUACAAUUAAUGAUGAUCUCAGAACACUUCAGCAAACAGGACUUACACGUGCUGUAAUUGGAGCAUCAAUGGGUCCUACACAUCUUGCCAAUGUUACUCUCCCAGAAAAAGUUUUCAAAACAGUUGGUGGUGCAGGUGCAAUCGAAAUGGAUAACACAGAAGCAAAAGAUAUUCGGUUUUUUGGGCCAAACAUUGUUGAUGAAGAGUUUGCUGCAGAAAAGUCCAAUACUAAAAAUCACAAUAACACUAGUCAGCCGCAAUAUUUGACAGAAAGAUUGUUUAUUCAUCCAGUUUCUUGCAUUUUUGAAACAACGAAAUUUUUGGAUGACACAUUAACUGUUAAUGGUCAUGGAAUUGGUUAUGGAGAUGGUGCAUUUAUUAGUUUUGCUCGAAAAAUGCACACAUCAAAACUAUUUAUUGAUUCCAUAACUCCACUAAGUACUUAUGGCUUAUUGUUUUUUUCAGAAAAUGUCAAAGUGGAUACCUUUGGUAAUGGUGUCAUUGUUAGUACUGGUGGGAGUAAACUAUCAGACAGCAUUCAAAAUGAUGAAGAAAACGGGGUUUCUUGGCUCGGAUUAAGGUGCUGGCCGCGAAUUGGCAUUUUAGUCAAGCUAUUACGUCACCUAUUUAAUGAUCUUGUCAAGCAAAAACUAAACAAUCCUGGUUUAGAUUUAAGCAAAAAUGAAAUCAUGAUUUUUAUCCAAAAGCUGAUUGAGAAUAAUGGAGCUGUAAGAAAGUAA
Magnusiomyces paraingens is the source of this 4728-nucleotide messenger RNA. RefSeq lists its product as uncharacterized. Gene Ontology annotation, molecular function: RNA binding; protein binding; ATP binding. The coding region runs from base 1 to 4728 and encodes 1575 amino acids. The transcript is spliced from 2 exons. The record is from RefSeq and is a predicted model, not a curated record. Gene Ontology annotation, cellular component: intracellular anatomical structure. Lineage: Eukaryota; Fungi; Ascomycota; Dipodascomycetes; Dipodascales; Dipodascaceae.